AAACAGUAGACGAACGCGGAUGUGUCCUUCCCGAGCUUUUGGCAAAUGACAUGCGAUUUCUCAGGUCCACUGCUGUAUUGUACAACUAUUUCUUAGAGUAGGGGGUUUCAUCAGACUAUUUUGUAUAGCUAUGCGACUGUGAUAAAGUCAGAACCCAUCCACUCGUGUCGUAUUACUGUGUGACAUUAACUUCAGGCGGACAUAAACGCCGAACAUCGUUAUUAACAACAACAACACUUACAGGUGGACAAAAAGUUGGGCUGCGACUGCUGGUACCAUGAUGGACUGAUUGUGUCUGUAACCAUAUGGGUGCAGGGGCAAUCAGAGGUCAGGAAACUCAGUGUGAGGACCGGGAUCCACAGGGUCAAGGGUCAGGCUGUGAUGGUCAUCCAGCCCACAUCUCUGUGAUCUGCCGUGUGGCAUCACCAGUAAUGGAGUGUGAAGGAUGCUCCAUCAAAUUUAGUCUGCUCAAAAGGAAGAAACAGUGUGGUGACUGUGGUCGUCAGUUCUGCUCAUCCUGUUCUGUCAAGGUGAACAGAGCUUUGAGACGCUGCUCAAAAUGUGAAGUGAUACUGGCUGGCGAUUUUACCAAACAGGAUUUACUGACCCUCAGAGUCAAGGACUUGCGGUUUUUCUUAAAGAAGAAAAAUAUUCCCACUCGUACUUGCACAGAGAAAGGUCAUCUUGUAGAUUUAAUAUUCCACAACUUCGCCAGCGCCACCCACCAAAGUUUAGAGAGGGAGCAUGAACAGCAUGUGGGGCGACUUGCUGAGCGUAUGCGAGAGGCUAUCGAUGAAGAAAGGCAGUCUAGAGAAGAACGGCAACGACAACAGGGGGAGAGUACUCCAUCAGAGGAGCAUUCUCCACCUGCAGAUGAGAGUGAGGAGGAACGUGCGACACGCUUACGCCAGCGACAAGAUCGCGAAAUGCGAGAAACGCUGCACAGACUGGCGGAGGAGUUACAGCAAAAUGAGAAUAACCGUGACGAGCGUCCAGCAAAUGUACGAGCCAAGCUGAGUGAUAUAGAGCGAGAAGAGGACAUAGAGUCCCUGACAGUCAAACAGCUGAAGGAGCUACUGGCCACAAACUUCGUGGAUUAUAAAGGCUGCUGUGAGAAGUAUGAGCUGGCUGAGAGGGUUCAAAGACUCUGGAGAGAAUAUCACAGUGACCUGAAGAGAGCUGAAGAGAUAAAGCUAGCAGAAGAUGUGCAAGAGACUACUGUAGAUGCUGGAGAGGAAGAGCUGUGUAAGAUCUGCAUGGAUGCGGCUAUAGAAUGUGUCUUACUGGAGUGUGGCCACAUGGUGACAUGUACAAAAUGUGGCAGGCGACUGGCAGAAUGUCCCAUCUGUAGACAGAAUGUGGUCAGGGUGGAGUUCGUAUUUUCCGUGCCUGAUGAUAAUACAGACCUCUGUCCAUACACAUGUAUAUCAACCAUUCUGUCAUCGAUGUUCUCAUCACAGUACAUUGUGAACUCAUCUAGUUACAUAAGGGGAAGAAUUUCUUAUAAAGACAAUGACACAAUCACAUGAAAUGAUGGUUUUGUUGGAACCUUUUUGCUCAGACAUAUAUUUGGUGUCAUUUCUGUUUAUCAAUGGAAUAUACCUGGCUCGCAUGCAUCCUAGAGUGUUUCAUGAAUAUACAUGUAUCGCAGAGUGCUUCAUGAAGGUACACUCAUGUAUCACCGAGUAUAUUAUGAAUAUCAUUUAUCACAGUGUUUUUCAUGAAUAUGCAUUACUUGUAUGAGAGUGUUUCACGAAUAUACAGGUACAUUUACAUGUAUAACAGUGCUUCAUGCAUAUGCAUGUAUUUGCAGUAUGUCUCAUGAAUAUUAUGUAUCACAGAGUUUUUCUUGAACAUACAUUGUGUACAUUGCUUUAUAUAUGAGUCUUGCAAGUAUGCAUGGGUCAAUGUUUUGUGAAUAUGUAUGUACAGUGUAACAAAGAGUUUUAAUGAAUAUACAGGUAUCACAGUGUUUUAUGAAUAUGCUUGUAUAACUGUUUUCAUGGAUAUACAUGUAGUAUUGAGUGUUUCAUGAAUACACUGUACAUGUUUCACAGUGUUUCAUGAUAUACUUGUACAUGUUUCACAGAGUGUUUCAUGAAUAUACUUGUACAUGUUUCACAGAGUGUUUCAUGAAUAUACUUGUACAUGUUUCACAGAGUGUUUCAUGAAUAUACUUGUACAUGUUUCACAGAGUGUUUCAUGAAUAUACUUGUAUCACAGUGCGUUUAAAGUUGUUAUAUGUUGUUUGCUGUGAAAUACAUGUCAGUGAUAGCAGUAUGAUUUAUUGUUUAUGAAAAAAAAAAAGUAUUUUUGUCUUCUAAUUUUGUGUGGAAAAUUGACAAAACUUGAAAAUCUUGACCCCCAAAGAUAAAGUAUAUGUAUAACUGGAUUCAGGCCUCCAUGUUUAUACCAAAUCUAAGUGUGAUGCACUUUGUCUCUCCAUAUUUCUGUCUGAAAUCAUUACCAUUUGUCAAAUAAUGCAUCUUGUACAGUUUUAAUUGGAUUAUCAUGAAGCUUUUUAGGCAUGAUGGAAACCCUGUGAGAAUGAGCCUGUGCCCUUCAUGUAGUACUGCAUCAAUUACUUCUAGAGUAUUUGCUCAUUAAACAUACGUUACCAUAUAGAAUGGUGA
Liolophura sinensis is the source of this 2633-nucleotide messenger RNA. RefSeq names its product E3 ubiquitin-protein ligase RNF34-like. Gene Ontology annotation, molecular function: ubiquitin protein ligase activity. The record is from RefSeq and is a predicted model, not a curated record. Gene Ontology annotation, cellular component: cytoplasm; plasma membrane. The transcript is spliced from 7 exons. NCBI's taxonomy places the organism in Eukaryota, Metazoa, Mollusca, Polyplacophora, Chitonida, Chitonidae. Gene Ontology annotation, biological process: proteasome-mediated ubiquitin-dependent protein catabolic process; protein K48-linked ubiquitination; negative regulation of extrinsic apoptotic signaling pathway via death domain receptors. Bases 306 to 1529 code for a protein of 407 amino acids.